GGAUAUAUUUGUAUGUACAAUGUAUUAUAAUGUUUUUAUACUGUAGUUAGUGUAAUAAAAUAAUGGUGAUUUUGGAUACAUAAAUACAUUUUGAAUAUUUACAACCGACAGAUUCGAAUGGUUUUUAUUUCGUCAAAAGGAUGACAACAACAUGUAUAAAAUGGAGUAAUAAUGAAACCAUAACAUAUAGACGUGUGAAAUAUGUACGAUAAGUCAUGUGAUUCGGAUUCAGAUGACAUGUGAUAUAAAAACUGAAGAUACUCCAUAUAAAGAUGAAACCUACUUAAAAAACUUAACAUGUCAUCUGAGACCAACCAGCCGACUCAUGGGUUGACAAUAUGGAGUACCUCUGUAUUUAUCGUUGGUGAGAUUGCAGGAUCUGGUGUUCUAGCAUUACCGAAAGCAAUCGACAACUCAGGAUGGAUUGGGUUAGUAUUAAUAGUUGUGUGUGCCUUUGCCUCGGCGUAUACUGGUGCCAUCUUAGGAAGAGCUUGGCUUAUAGUUCAGAGUAGAAAUCCACAGUACCAGUCGCAUGUUGUUGAUCCUUAUCCAAUAAUAGGCGAGCAAGCAUUCGGAAAGUUUGGAAGAUAUUUAGUUUCGUUUUCUAUUAAUUUCACCCUGUUUGGAGUGUCUGUUGUAUUUCUGAUUUUGGCGGCAGAGAAUCUACAGGAUCUGAUUAGCCAUGCUACAAAAAGCGUGUCUUUCUGUUACUUUAUCAUCAUUCUAGCAGUUGUGUUGAUGCCUGUUGUAUGUCUGGGAACACCAAAAGAUUUCUGGCCAAUAGCAGUUGGAGCAACAUUAGCCACGGGAUUAGCAUGUAUUUUAUUGCUGGCAAGAAUAUUACAAGACAAAGACAAACACGGAGACACCGUAGUACACUCAGAACAAGAAUUCACUUCAUUUUUCACAGCUUUUGGUACAAUAGUGUUUGCUUUUGGUGGACAUCCAGCUUUUCCUACGUUUCAAGCUGAUAUGAGAAAUAAGGCAGAUUUUAAAUGGGCUGUGUUGCUAGGAUACAUGAUUGUGUUGGCAAUGUAUCUUCCAACAUCGACAUCGGCGUAUUUCAUCUACGGCGACACAGUAAAAGAUAACAUUUUACUGACAACUACGGACAGUCCUAUCACCUACAUUGUUCAGACUCUUAUAACACUUCAUCUGUUGUUUGGAUUUGUUAUAGUCAUCAACCCGUUUUGUCAGGAAGUAGAGUCAAAAUUUGGAGUUCCAAAAGAAUUCACAUGGAAACGAUGUGUUGCUAGGCCACUGAUGGUCUUAUGUGCAUUGUUUGUAGCCGAGACAAUACCACGUUUUGGUGCCAUUUUAGCAUUAGUUGGUGGAUCAACAACAACUCUGUUAGCUUACAUUUGUCCUUCAGUAUUUUACCUUAAACUUUGUCGGAAACCUCGUGAUGACACUGCGCCAUUUGUCAGAGAUGAAUUCAUUGAUAAUGAAGCCAGUCUUCAAAAGCUUGACACGGACUUCAUUGAGGUACCAUUAUGGGAGAAAAUUUUAAACUAUGAGAUUAUAUUUAUCGGACUUAUCGCAGGAAUAGCUUCGACGGCAUCUGCCAUAAAAGACAUUGCAAGUCCGUCCAGUUUUAGAGUGCCAUGCUACGUCGACCCGAGCAAACCAGCAUAAUUACUAGAUCGGCAAACAUCGAAAGAUUCCGUAACUCUUCAUGGAAUCCUUCCGCGAUGUGCUGAACGCAUGAUUUCUGUGGACAUAUUCAUAUAUCUGUGGUGCUUAUUUGUGCAUAUUUAUGUAAUAAAAAAAAAGGAUUUUAAAUAAUCAUUUGAUUAA
This is a messenger RNA of Mytilus trossulus (common blue mussel), 1797 nucleotides long. RefSeq lists its product as uncharacterized. Lineage: Eukaryota; Metazoa; Mollusca; Bivalvia; Mytilida; Mytilidae. Gene Ontology annotation, cellular component: vacuolar membrane. Gene Ontology annotation, molecular function: L-amino acid transmembrane transporter activity. Gene Ontology annotation, biological process: amino acid transmembrane transport. The record is from RefSeq and is a predicted model, not a curated record. The transcript is spliced from 10 exons. Bases 298 to 1635 code for a protein of 445 amino acids.